AUGCUGGAGGGCUCCUCAAUGCACCCCUUGCCAUUCCAGCAGAUGAGAGGAGGAGGUGGUGGCUAUGUUGCGGACAUGAUGGCCCUUUGGACUUCGUUUUUGGCUUUCUUGCGGGAGCGUCCUCUCUUGGAUCCCGUGGCUGUAAGAGAUCUCCUCUUGGAGGCCUCCAUGGCCGAGUCUUUCCAGGGCCCUGGUGGCCAUGGCCGGGCGGAGACGACCGAAGCCAUGACCACCCUGCCACCUCAGGCCACAUUUUCUAUAGCUCAGUCGAAAAUGACGCGCUGGACUGAAAGCCUUGUGGACGAGCAAAUUUGCAUUGGCAGCCCCAUGGCGCCGUGCGAAAUACACUCCAGGGAGCCAGGGGUUGAAAGCGUGCUUGCGACGCUUCACAGUACAUUGAGCCUGGGCUUGGGCUAUGUUUCGUCACAAGGCGAUGGCUCUGAAACAUCUAAAUUGGUGGCCUUGCUUGAUCGGGUACGUGCAUCGUUGCCACUGCAUGCUCAACAGGACUUUCUGCAGGACAAGCGACGACGUGAUCGACUGAAGGAUGUCUGUCGUGUUGUGCGUGCUGCCCGGAAGAAGGGCCAGCGACUGAAGCUCUGCGUGAAUAUAAACUUCACCAAGGCGCUGAAUGCCCUGCGCGAGCAUCAUGAGGACAGCUGGGUCGGCCCCGCGUUGGAGUCUGUUUGGGAUGUUAUGCAGAAGAUGAAGCGGGUGUUUGGGUUCGAGCUCUGGCUGCAUGAGGAGGGGCAAGAGCCGCAGUUGAUCGCAGCGGACUUCGGCCACGCGCAUACCUUCGGCCGUGCUUACUAUGUGGCCACGCGGAAGCCUUUGGCAGAUCUGGCGGCCGCGCCGCCACCCGGGGGCGAGCGCGUUCCUGUCGGUGUGGUUUUCGAGGAUCUCUCGGAGGAUGACCUGUGGGGUGCUGCCGCCCUAAAGGCGGAGACCUCCACCUCCAAGUCAAGCAAAGCACCCAAGGCUGAGACAAAAGCCAAGAAGCCCAAGAAGCAACCAGAGACUUUGGAGGUCCCCAACCUUGCAGCUGCAACGACGGCGACGAACGGGCUGAAAGAGAAGCUUCCCAGCCUCUCGGGAGAGCCAAAGCCAGUCGAGCCGACGCAAGGGUACCAGCCAACUGCACGGCCAGCACAACCUGCCAAGGACGAUGCAAAGCAGCAAUUCUUGGCGGCUUUUCAGAAGCUCGUGUCAGAGGGCCUUUCCGAGACUGAGGCCGCCGCUAAAGCACUGCGACUAGUGCAUGGUUGA
Messenger RNA from Symbiodinium sp. CCMP2592, 1266 nucleotides. NCBI's taxonomy places the organism in Eukaryota, Dinophyceae, Suessiales, Symbiodiniaceae. The record is from the annotation of a GenBank genome assembly.